This is a messenger RNA of Eremothecium cymbalariae DBVPG#7215, 813 nucleotides long. It is a transcript of the gene CKB2, whose product is annotated as casein kinase 2 regulatory subunit CKB2. The transcript has a single exon. Gene Ontology annotation, cellular component: protein kinase CK2 complex; cytoplasm. The coding region runs from base 1 to 813 and encodes 270 amino acids. Lineage: Eukaryota; Fungi; Ascomycota; Saccharomycetes; Saccharomycetales; Saccharomycetaceae. Gene Ontology annotation, molecular function: protein kinase regulator activity. The record is from RefSeq and is a predicted model, not a curated record.
AUGGAAAAUCCUAAGGAAAGAGAAGAGAAGCAAGCAAGCAUGUCUCAGAAGAGCACUGAUGAUACUGGUGCGCCAGAAGCAGCGGAUGUGGAGAUGCCGGACGUCCUUGAGACGAACUCGACGGGGUCUAGUGAUUAUGUUGAACUAUGGGUAGAUCUAUUUUUGGGAAAGAAAGGCCAUGAAUACUUCUGCGAUGUAGAUACGGAUUAUAUGACGGACCGGUUUAAUCUGAUUAACUUGCAAAAGACGGUCAUCAAGUUUACGCAGGUAAUUCAGUACAUGGUAGAUGAAUUGGACGACUCGACGUUGGAAGCGAUGUCCCGGACGAAGCUCAACCAACUUGAAUCCGAUGCAAGGAAGCUAUACGGAUUAAUCCACGCACGGUAUAUAAUCACAAUCAAGGGCUUGCAGAAGAUGUUGCAGAAGUACCGCGACGCGGACUUCGGUAGGUGUCCCCGUGUCCAUUGCAACUUCCAGCCACUUCUGCCUGUCGGUCUCCAUGAUGUACCUGGCAUCGAUUGUGUCAAGCUCUACUGCCCAUCAUGCGAAGACCUCUACAUUCCAAAAUCCUCUAGACACAGUGGUAUAGAUGGGGCUUACUUCGGCACCAGUUUCCCCGGCAUGUUCUUGCAAGCCUUCCCUGAAGUCGUUCCAAAGCACCCCACUAAGCGGUAUGUUCCUAAGGUGUUCGGAUUCGAGCUUCACAAACAGGCCCAGCUAGCCCGUUGGCAAGAGCUCCAAAGAUUAAAGUUAGAGGGUGAACUUCAACAUAAGGGCGUAGAUCUAACCAAGAAUGGCGGUUACAAGAAAUGA